ACUAUAGGGUGACGUCACGUUUUGUCCCCAGUUGUGUGGUGUACUGGACAGAAGGUUCAGGCCGCGGAGGUAGCGGCGGGUCAUGUGACCCUGGGCAGCCAAAGUUUGCUGCUUCAUCCAAAGAGAUGUCCCUGUGUCAGUGUGCUGUUAAGCACAGUGAUUCAGACAUGGAAGGUUGCCGCUUUACAGCAGCUGGGUUAAGAGUGUAUCUCUACUGGAGCAAUGGCAAAGAGCACUAUAUCAGCUACUCAGAAGGUUCUACCACUGCAGAGGAGAUCUGCAUCAACAUUGCCCAGAGAAUUGGAAUUACGCCUCUCUGCUACACUCUAUUUGCUCUGUAUGAUGUCCAAGCAGGAUGUUGGUUUCCUCCCAAUCAUUUGUUUAACAUAACUAAAGAUAUGAAACUGUUCCUCCAUUUUCGAAUGAGGUAUUAUUUUAGGAACUGGCAUGGAAUGAAUGAAAAAGAGCCUAUAGUCUGUCGAAAUGUGCCAAAGAGUGGUGAUUCCAGUGAGGAUAAGAGUAAUAAUGAGCAUUCGGGUGCCAUUAUGGACUGGGCAUCAUUUGAAUACCUUUUUGAGCAGGGCAAGUAUGACUUUGUGAAUGAUGUGGUGUCACUUAAGGAUUUUCGGAUGGAGCAAGACAUCCACAGGUUUAAAAAUGAGAGCCUUGGCAUGGCUGUACUGCACCUCUCUCACAUUGCCAUCAAGAAGCAAGUGUCGCUUGAAGAAGUUGCGAGGCAAAUCAGCUUCAAAGAGUGUAUACCGAAAUCAUUUUGUCGCCAAAUCCAGCAAAACAACUAUCUCACUAAAUUCCGCAUGAGGAAUGUAUUUAAGAAGUUUGUUCGCCGUUUCCACCUUCAUACAGUUGGCCCAGGCAAACUGACUGAGCAGGACGUCAUGUACAAGUAUCUAUCCACCUUGGAGAAUUUGGCAUCCAGGUUCGGUUGUGAGGUCUUCAAGGUUCUGUCCCUGGACCAGCCAACAGAUGGAGAGAAACUCUAUAUAAAUGGGGGCUAUGUAGAGCACUCAGGAAUGGAAAGCAGAGAAACCACAGCAUCUCACCAGGUUAUGGUCAAUGGAACAGAAGGAAUUCAGUGGAGGCUUAUUAAAGAGGAGCCAAUCACAGAAAAUAACAGCCAGAGACAUUACUUUGGUAAGAAGAGUCGGACAAAAGGUCAAAAAGCAGCCAAACCUCAGCAGGUGGCAGAGAAGAACUGUCCAAAGUGGGUGAGAUUUUGUGAUUUCCAAGACAUCACACACAUUGUGAUCAGCAAGUGCAGGGUCAGCAUCAACUGCCAAGAUAACCGGUGUCUGGAAAUGGUUCUACCUUCUUAUGACGAAGCUCUUUCCCUUGUGUCCUUGGUGGACGGAUAUUUCCGACUAACAACAGACGCAAACCACUACCUGUGCCACGAGGUGGCUCCUCCUCGUUUGGUGAUGAGCAUCGCCAGCGGAAUUCAUGGACCUAUGCAGGAGCAGUACGUGGUAUGGAAACUCAAGCGGGAUGAGCAGGAGGAUGGAGUUUACAUUUUACGAUGGAGCGCAUACAAUUUUAAUAAAAUGAUCAUGACUGUGAAAAGAAUAAGCCCGAGCAAAAGCUUCAGCUAUAAGCAGUUUAGAAUUGAGAAAUCUGGUGACACUUACACCCUGGAAGGAUGGGAUAGAGAAUUCAGUAGCGUGAAAGAUCUAACCGAGAGCCUCAGGGGCUGCACCCUUAAAUCGUCAGAAGAGACCUUCUCUGUGAAGAAGUGUAUACUGCCCAAAUCUGGGGAAAUUUCCAACUUGACAAUUUCUCGCAAAGGACGAGGUAGCAGAGAGCGGAAAGAAUCCAAGAGUCUGAACCUCAGUCAGCUGAGCUUCCAUCAGAUCCGGAAGCAUGAAAUCAUGCAGAAAUCACACCUAGGACAGGGCACGCGGACCAAUAUUUAUGAAGGAAUGCUAUUGAUUAGCGAGGGAAGUGAAGAAGAUCCAGAGUAUGAAUCAAUCGAACUUAAUAAUAACGCUCGUGAUCUAAGGGUCGUCUUAAAAGCGUUGGAUCCCAGUCACAGAGACAUUGCAUUGGCUUUUUUCGAGACUGCAAGUUUGAUGAGCCAGGUUUCUCACAUCCACCUGGUAUUUGUGCAUGGCGUUUGUGUUCGGGAAACAGAGAAUAUCAUGGUGGAAGAGUUUGUUGAACAUGGACCACUGGAUGUUUGUCUGCGUAAGGACAAACAGCAGAUUUCUGCAGGGUGGAAAUUCACAGUGGCAAGACAGCUGGCAAGCGCUUUGAGUUAUCUGGAAGGCAAAAAUUUGGUUCACGGGAAUGUCUGCGCAAAGAAUAUUCUGUUAGCCAGAAAAGGCUUGGAAGACGGAUCCUCUCCUUUUAUCAAGCUAAGUGACCCUGGAGUGACAUUCACAGUAUUGUCCAGAGAAGAGCGUGUGGAAAGGAUUCCCUGGAUUGCUCCUGAAUGUGUUCUGAAUGUCUCUAGUCUCAGCACCGCUGCUGAUAAGUGGAGUUUUGGUACAACAUUGCUAGAAAUCUGCUUCAACGGGGACGUACCUUUAAAGGAGAGAACCCCAUCGGAGAAAGAGAGAUUUUAUGAAAAGGAGCUGGGUCUUCCAGAGCCCUCUUGCAAGGAACUUGCCAAUCUAGUGGGUCAAUGCCAUAACUACAAUGCUGCCGGAAGACCCUCUUUCCGGACUAUCCUCAGAGAGCUAACUCUGCUCCAGCCAAAUGACCUUUCUGAUAUUGCCUCGAUUAGCCCAGAUUAUAGCAUCACAGAUCCCACAGUGUUUCAGAAACGAUACUUGAAAAAAAUCCGCGAGUUGGGAGAGGGACACUUUGGAAAAGUGACUCUGUACUGCUAUGACCCAAACAAUGAUGGGACUGGGGAAAUGGUGGCCGUGAAGUCACUAAAGUCUGGAUGUAGUCAGCAGCUGGAGACCAGUUGGAAAGGAGAGAUCAAGAUACUAAAGACCCUUUACCAUGAAAAUAUUGUAAAAUACAAAGGGUGCUGCAGUGAGCAAGGAGACAAGAUAGUCCAGCUUAUCAUGGAGUAUGUUCCUUUGGGAAGUUUACGUGAUUAUCUACCUAAACAUAAUAUAAGCCUAGCCCAAAUAUUGCUCUUUGCUCAGCAGAUUUGUGAGGGAAUGGCAUACCUUCACACUCAGCAUUAUAUACACCGUGACCUUGCAGCUCGCAAUGUCCUUGUAGAAAAUGAAAAUGUGGUCAAAAUUGGUGAUUUUGGGCUUGCCAAGGCUGUCCCAGAAGGCCAUGAUUAUUACAGAGUUAGAGAGGAUGGAGACAGCCCAGUAUUCUGGUAUGCCACGGAGUGCCUGAAGGAGUGUAAGUUCUUUUAUGCUUCAGAUGUCUGGUCCUUUGGGGUCACCUUAUAUGAACUACUGACUCGAUGUGACUCCUAUCUCAGCCCUCCAGCCAAAUUUAUUGAGAUGAUCGGAGUCACUCAGGGACAGAUGACCGUGGUGCGGUUAAUUGAUCUUUUAGAUCGAGGUCAAAGGUUACCAUGCCCUAAUGACUGCCCUCUAGAGAUUUACAAGUUGAUGAAAAACUGCUGGGAGACUGAAUCAAGCUACCGACCAUCCUUCACUAAUCUUAUUCCAGUCCUGAAGUCCUUCCAUACCACUUACACCACACAGGCGCCUUCAGUGUUCAGCGUGUGUUAGCUUUACAGACACAAUGCAUGUGUAAAAUGAUACUUUAGAUCCUUCAAGGGGAUUGUUGUGGAUCCAACUCGACAAUGUCCAGUGCAUAGACAAUGAGCAGCGCAAAAUUUUGUUAUGACUUCUAAUUGUGGACAUGAAAAUUAAGACCAUGAAUGUAUGUCGAACCACUGCACAGAGGUCUACGUAAAGGAGUUGGCAGUACAAGAUAGUUACUAUCAUCAAAGGAAAUAGCAUUAUUAUCAAGAAGAAUCUGAUUGGUUCUUGAGUUGAACAGAAUAUUCUUUAACUUACUGCUGGAAUGGACAGCAACAUUGCCUCAACGUAAGGCUGAUGAAGAAAUCCAUUACAAAGCAAAGUGACCUAAAGAUACUGUAAGAUAUGUUCCACUUUCCACUGAAGAAUCUUCCACAAGCUUGCAAGCCUUGAAACUACUAUAUGGAACGGUCAGGAAAACCCCUGUCUUUUUGUUGUGUAAAUUAGUGCAUGUAACUUAUGAAGAGCAGCAAGCCAAAAAAUAUAUAGGAAAGCUAUUAAAUAAAAUGUCACUUUAAAGGUUACUAACUAUAUAUAUAUAUAUAUAUAUAUAUAUAUAUAUAUAUAUAUAUUAUAAUGUAUAUUAUAUAAUAUAUAAAAUGCUACAUGCCUUUAAAUCUGUGAAAUAUGUUGUAGAUUAUGUAUUAAAAUUGGUUCUGUUGAAUCUUUUUAAUGUCAGAGUAUAUGGGAGUUAAUUUAAAUUCCUCAGUGUUUCUCUGUUGUAUAGGAACUUAAAUUAAAUCUUUAAAUCUC
Messenger RNA from Bombina bombina (fire-bellied toad), 4448 nucleotides. It is a transcript of the gene TYK2, whose product is annotated as tyrosine kinase 2. Gene Ontology annotation, biological process: cytokine-mediated signaling pathway; cell differentiation; peptidyl-tyrosine phosphorylation. Gene Ontology annotation, cellular component: cytosol; cytoskeleton; membrane. Gene Ontology annotation, molecular function: non-membrane spanning protein tyrosine kinase activity; cytokine receptor binding; ATP binding. Bases 126 to 3662 code for a protein of 1178 amino acids. The record is from RefSeq and is a predicted model, not a curated record. The transcript is spliced from 25 exons. Lineage: Eukaryota; Metazoa; Chordata; Amphibia; Anura; Bombinatoridae.